AUGGGUAUCAAUCGAAGAAGCGCGAAAAAUGGACGAUGGACGAGAAGAGGUUUCGAGAUCAAGAAGUCGUUGUCGUUUCGUGCCGUGUUGUUGGGAUAUUGUAUGCGAAAGAAGGAGGUUGGCGUAGCGAGAGGUUGGAAGAGGGAAGUUGAUUAUGAGACGUUGCGCUGGUUCAGGCGAAACGAGUAG
This is a messenger RNA of Fusarium venenatum, 189 nucleotides long. The record is from RefSeq and is a predicted model, not a curated record. NCBI's taxonomy places the organism in Eukaryota, Fungi, Ascomycota, Sordariomycetes, Hypocreales, Nectriaceae.